AUGGCUUCCAGUGAAGAGUUCAGAUUGGUAUUACCAGGCAUAGACCACGAAGGAAGGCUGCCCAGAAAAUACACAGGUGAAGGCCAAGGGGCAAAGAAGAACAUAUCUCCACCAAUAGAAUGGUACAACGUGCCGCAGGGGACCAAGAGCCUGGCCCUGGUUGUACAAGACAUUGAUGCACCCGACCCGAAUGGCCCGAUCGUGCCGUGGACACACUGGGUGGUGGUGAACAUCCCACCGACUGUGAAGAAGCUGCCAGAGGGGUUCUCUGGGAAAGAGGAGGAGCUGGGAGGCGAAUAUGGUGGGAUCAAAGAAGGGAACAAUGACUGGAAGGUGCCUGGGUGGCGUGGGCCCAAAUUGCCUAAUCAUGGCCAUAGGUUCGAGUUCAAGCUCUAUGCUUUGGAUGAUGAACUGCACUUUGGUCACAAGGUGACGAAGGAGAAGGUUUUAGAGGCAAUUCAAGGGCAUGUAUUGGGAGAAGCGGUCUUGAUGGCCAUUUUCUGA
Molecule: messenger RNA, 504 nt
Organism: Prunus armeniaca (apricot)
Lineage: Eukaryota; Viridiplantae; Streptophyta; Magnoliopsida; Rosales; Rosaceae
Source: the annotation of a GenBank genome assembly